CUCCGUAUACGAACUUUUUCUAGUAAAUAUUACAAACAAAAAACUGUACAUAUGGAAUUGCUUUUUUGGUCUAAUAUGGAAUUGUUUAUGGUAAUAAAAUCAUAGUUAAAAGAAACAAUGGAGGGUGAUGAAAAUGACUAAGUUAAGAACAUCAACCAUGUUGGGUUCAUGUCGUGGUAUAUUUAUUUAAGUGUUUAAAACUUACUAUAUAUUAGUCCUCUUUAAUACAUACGAUGUUAUCCGAAAAUAUAUAGUUUUGUGUAAAAGACUUUUUCUUCUUCGGCGAGUAGAUCAAAGCCAUUGGAGUAAAAGAUUUGUUAAGGUACGCAUGCUGGUCAACUUAACUUUACGAAUUCGCCAAAUAUUUAUAAAAUAGUUACAAUUUAACCGCUAUGAAAUAGAAAACCAUUCUUUUCUGGAGAAUUUCAAAACAUCGAACCAUAUAUUUCUGAUUGGUUGCGUGGAGAACGUUCAAUUCAACAUGGUUAAAUUAUUUUUAUAACAUCAAUACACGAUAGAUGUUGCUCAAAAAAAAAAAAAAAGAAUACACGAUAGAUUGUUAUUAGACGAGUAUAUAUAAUGCUUACUUGCGGUGUACGUAUAAAAUCAAGGUAUGUGAUACGAUUGUUUUUCAAACCUGUAUAACACGAUUAAUUUAAGUUUAAGGUACUUAAAUCCUCAUAAUAAUAGAAAUCUAUAUGCAUAUUAGAGGCGAAUACAUCAUUAGAUUAAUAUAAGCACGUACAAGUAAAUGAUAAUGUUAAUGCUCUUACGUGAUGGUAGUUAACAUUCUAAAUCAGCUUAUAAUAUAUGAAUAUCAAGGGGUUUACUUCGCGAGUCACGACAAUAAAGAGGUUUACUUAGCGCUAAUUAAGGAUCCUUGGAAUGCGUUGACUUGGCCCUAUCCAUUGAAAGUCAACUCAAGCAUGUCACAUGCUCACAUGAAUAAACUCUCUUUUCUUUUGUCUGGUCAAGAUGUAAGAACUUAUUACUAUUUCUUUUAGACAUUCAUGUGCUUUUUCUAAGAAAAUAAGUUCCAGUCUUUCGAUUCGUAAUUUUUAAACUGAAAGUGUAAUAUUUACGAUGAUUUCACGUUACCCAAAUCAUAUACUCAAAUUCGGAUUUGACCUCGAGAUCAAUGGUACCCGUUUUUAUUUUAUUUUAAGUUCAUUAUUCAACAGAUUAUUUGUUUACAUUUAUUGAAAAUGAUGGUUAAAACAAGAGGAAGAAUACUAGGUAGUUUUCCUUUUUUCCAGAAAAGGGUAAGAAGACUAGCUAAUUGGGAUCUUCUUUCAAAUUAACCAAUGGGUUUCAUGGAGUUAGAUAAUGUGAUUUCAAAUAUCGAUUCAAAACAACUUAUUGCACGUAGUUAUUAACCUCUCAUAUCGUGGGGGUGGGGUGGGCCAGUGGCAAACCCUAUAGUACUAGUCUAACUUAUUUGCAUAUGUAAAACCCAAAUAAGUUAGACAUAUGUGUCUGCAGCAAAAUGUGAGUAUAAAACUAAGAGUCUGCUUUAACAUAUGCUAAUUAAUUAAUUUCGGCAAUAAGACUAAAAAGUAAAAAAUUAAUGUGAAAAUAGUUGUCUUAGACCAUUUCUAAUGUAUUUUGCUAUUUUCACCUCUAAAAUAGGGGAACUCUAUAAUAGAAGUGAGAUAUGCUCCAAUGUAUUCCCCUAAAAUAGCAAUCUCUAAAAUAUAGAGUAAAAAAUAGAGGAAUGCUAUUUCUUCCUCUAUAAAUAGAGGAAAAAAUAGAAAUCUCUAUUAUAGAGGAAGAAAUAGAAGUGGGUUGGAGCAAUUUCACCUCUAAAUGCUAUUAUAGAGGUGAAAAUAGCAAUGAGUUGGAGAUGCUCUUAGAGAAGAAUCAAUUCUCUAGAAAUUUUAGUAAGGUAUUUGUGACCACCUCCAAUUUUUUAUUUUAUUUUUUAAAUCCAGGCACAUCAUUUCUCAGUGUAGAUUUUAUCAAUCCCACAUUUUAUUCAUACACAGUUUUUUUUAAAUAAAACUUCAUAGAUAUGUUCAUGUAAAAUGUGAUUUAUUUUUUAUUUAAAAAUAAAUGAAAUAACUUUUUACUUUCCAUAAAACUUAAAAGUAUCCUUAAUAUAUAUAAAUCAAUUCAAAAGGUUAAAAAUAUGACUAGACAUAAAACCAAAUUCUUUCGGAACUUUCUAAAUUUAAAGCACAUGUUUAGUGUAGAAUCAAAAUUGAACCGAACUUAAACUAAACCGAAAACAUCGAUAAAAUCAAUUGAACCGGUUUGGUCCACCAACUCAAUUUAAACGACACCGUAAAAACAAUUGAACUGCCUCGUUAGCUCUUUCACUGCUCCUUAGUCUUCUCCGGCGAUUGUUUCCCUUUUCUCUCGAAUUCUCGUUCUAAGAGAAGAAAGCAUUGGGAAAAGAGAUGAGUUUCGCUUAUACGACGUUGUUUUCCACAGGGGUUUUGCUUCUUUCGAUCUCAGCUUCUUCUUCUUCUUCUCCGGUCUCUCACGACUUCAACGUGACGGCGGCAUCCACAAUCUCGUCAACGAAUUCGACCCUUUCACCAGGUUUUCUUCUACCCUUUUUUUAAAUAUAAAUCUUCUACCACAAUUUUUACACUUGCUGUUCAUGCAAGGAUAUUGUUUUUCCCGUAGUUUUAUUUCUACGACAUGCAUAUAGUUUAUCAUUCAGUUGUUUAGUUUUGCUUUCUGCUACAAGUUAACUCUGUACCUUCUGACACAACUGGAAAAAUGGUAAUAAAACAUAUCAUUUUUCAAAAAUAAAUAAAAAUAAAUAAAUAAAUAAAAUGUUGUAGUAUUUUUACACCUGCUGUCCAUGCAAGGAUAUUGUAUUUCCCCGAGUUUUAUUUCUAUUUAAACUCUUUAUUUGUUUUCAUUUCAAAUCAUUUCAAUCAUUGUAAUAAAAAUCUUCUUUAGUGCUUAACGACAAGAAUUGAAAGAGAGAUGAGUUUCACGAAAGCUAAUUGUUCCCGACCAUCCUGCUACUCUCCUGCCACAAGAUCUGGUCCAAGUUUGGACAGAAUCAGUCAGUUGCCAGAUGAUUUGCUUGUGAAGAUCUUGUCUUCACUUCCAACAACAAAAGACGUCGUAGCCACCUCUGUUUUGUCUAAACAGUGGCGGUCUCUUUGGAAGAUGGUGCCUAGGCUCAAGUUCAUUUGCGAAAGGCCCAACGAUCUUCAGGGAUUUGAGGAUGGUGCACGCAUGACUAUGCUUUCACUCCAGGCUCCGUAUCUACAGAGUCUGCAUCUCGAUGUUUCAUUUAGCCAAGGUUAUAUCGAUCAUCAUAUAGAUCUUAAUAAGUUAGUUAAAAUUGCAUGUGGACUCCAUGUGCGUGAGUUGGUGAUCAAACUCUUAAGCCCAGGGCUCUUUAUAUUCCAUAGUUUGGAUGAAUGUGAGACUCUAGAAACCUUGAAACUUCGUGGUAGCGAGGAAUCCAUUACUCUAGAGGUCCCUUCUCCGUGUUGUCUGAAGUCUCUUAGAACUCUGCACCUUGAAGAUGUGGUCUUCGAUGACGCUGUUAUGGACCUUUUAGCUGGAUGUGUUAGUCUUGAAGAUUUGAUGGUUUCUCGAUAUGGUCAUGAUGAUGUGGAGACUUUCACCAUUGCGGUGCCAACUUUACAGGACCUAGCCAUAGACGAUGAGGUUGGUGAGGGUACUUGCUCUAAGUACGUGAUAAAUUCGCCUUCUUUGAAAAAAUUGAAGAUCACAGCGUCAAUUGAGUCUGGAUCUUGUAUGAUUGAGAAUGCACCUGAGCUGGUGGAGGCAAAACUUUUUAUCAAGGAAGUGAUUCUGGGAGAAUCACUCUCUUCAGUCAAACGUCUUUCCUUGAGUACACACAUGGAGCUGGAGUAUUUGCAGCUGUUUACAUGUGAACUAAAGUCCUGGAAUUUUCUAAUGCUCAUGCUUGACAGCUGUCCUAAUUUACAAGUUCUUGAUAUCAACAGCGACUAUCAUAUGGAAAUUCCAUGGACGCCACCAAACCAUGUUCAUGAAUAUUUGAUCCCUCUUAAGGAAUUAAAUUGGUACGUAAUUGAAAGGAUAUACGGGGAAGAGGCGGCCAAAUAAAUCCUAUCGAAUGCAAGGCGUUUGGAAAAUUUUACUUUGCUCAUGUCCAGCAGGCAAGACGAGUGUUUUCCCGCGGAAGAAAAACUUAAGGUGCGGCAUGACUUCGAAGGUUGGUGUCCAGAUGAUUGCAAGUUUGAUUGCAAGUUUUUGAGUGAUUCUGAUUCUCUCUCCCAUUGUCGCUUUUGAUUAUUGGUUGUUUCAUGUCAUUUUGUAAUAUCUAUCUUCCAUUUUGUGACUACCUCAAAUCGUAUUUUAAAAUCCAUGCACAUCAGUUCUCAGUGCAGAUUCUAUCAACCCCACAUUUUAUUAAUUCAUACAGAGUUUUAUUCGAUAAAACUUCAUCGAUUUGGUCAUUUAAAAAAUGUUAUUUAUUGUUUAUUAGAAAAAAAUGAAAUAGUCGUCAAAAAAAAAAUGAAAACUUCCUAUAAAAAUAUCCUUGAUAUAUAAA
Messenger RNA from Brassica rapa (field mustard), 4510 nucleotides. RefSeq names its product F-box/LRR-repeat protein At3g26922-like. Lineage: Eukaryota; Viridiplantae; Streptophyta; Magnoliopsida; Brassicales; Brassicaceae. Gene Ontology annotation, molecular function: protein binding. The record is from RefSeq and is a predicted model, not a curated record.